AUGGCACCACCCAAGAUCACGGUAUUCGACUAUUACGCAACGCUUCGGGUCAGCCCGUAUGCGGACAAGAAGGCCAUCCAGAAAGCCUACCAUCAACUCGCUCGGGAGAGGCACCCUGACAGAAAUGGCAACAGCGCAGAAGCAACCGCCAAUUUCCAGAAGCUUGUGAACGCAUACGAAGUCUUGACCGAUGCGUCCCGUCGCACGGAGUACGAUUUCACCGCCGAACAGGAAUACGUCCGAAUGCAGGAGCAGUCUAUUGCGCUACAAAAAACCCUGAGAAACAGGUCUCAAGGUACGGCAGCGGCAGACGCAGAGUUGGUGUCCAACCACCAGAAUAUGAUUAGGCUCGCUGUGCACAUGUGUGUUUUAACAAAGGAGCUCAAAACCAUUCCGGAUGGGCAUUGGGAGAAGCGCGAGCAACAAAACCAGGCAGAGGUUGCGGAACUGCGCAAAUCCAUUGCAUUCUACGAGGAAUCUCUGAAGAUUAGGUUUCAGCACAUGCAGAAACUGUCGACUGAGCUUGCGCACGAGAGAAAGAAGGCGCGUGAUGCGGAGACGCGCUACGCGAGCUUGGUCGAGGCUUUUCGCAACCAGCUCACAACCUACAUCAAUUUUGAUCGGGUACGAAAGUUGCUCGGCAUCCUGGAUGAUGAGCUCCAACCGAUUCGCCAAAUUACCUUUUGGUGUUUGGGCGCUACCGAUGAAUCUACCAAGGUAAAGUUGCCCACGCCAAGUGCACCUCUAGGAAAGUGA
This is a messenger RNA of Neurospora hispaniola, 756 nucleotides long. RefSeq lists its product as uncharacterized. Lineage: Eukaryota; Fungi; Ascomycota; Sordariomycetes; Sordariales; Sordariaceae. The record is from RefSeq and is a predicted model, not a curated record. The transcript is spliced from 2 exons. The coding region runs from base 1 to 756 and encodes 251 amino acids.